Messenger RNA from Bombina bombina (fire-bellied toad), 1395 nucleotides. RefSeq names its product transcription factor A, mitochondrial (gene TFAM). Gene Ontology annotation, molecular function: transcription cis-regulatory region binding. The transcript is spliced from 7 exons. NCBI's taxonomy places the organism in Eukaryota, Metazoa, Chordata, Amphibia, Anura, Bombinatoridae. The coding region runs from base 239 to 922 and encodes 227 amino acids. The record is from RefSeq and is a predicted model, not a curated record.
GACUUCCCGGCAUGCAAUGGGUUGGACUGUCAGACGGAGCGGGACCUGAACAUAGUGCUGCAGUUGGUUUGAUUCUUUACCAUGGUCUCGCUGCUGUCCCGGGGUAUCGGGGUGUUUGUCAAGGCUGUAGUGGAGCUGAAGGCCACGCAGACAAUAAGAUGUAACAGCCUUGCAGGCAGCAUUUCAUCCUGGCAAUGCUUAACUUCAAGGUGGUUUUCUAACAGCCAAAAACAGCCCGAUGGCUGCCCAAAGAGGCCGCUUUCUGCCUACAUCCGUUUUUUUUGUGAAACAGAUGCCGAUACUCCAUAAACAACAUCCAGAAAUUAAACAAGUUGAUCGUACUAGAAAAAUUGCACAGGAAUGGAAAGAACUUCCACAAUAUAUCAAAGAACCCUUUGUAACAGCUGCAAGUGCAGAACAGCUAAAGUUCCGGGAGGAAUAUAGAAUAUAUAAAGAAAGCCUAACGCCGUCUCAGUUGGAAAUUCGAAGAGAAGAAAGACGACAAAGAAUGGCCAAAAGUAAAAGCAUGAAGAAAAAAAGGGAGUUGACGGUAUUUGGAAGACCAAAAAGACCUCGUAAUGCUUUUAACAUUUUCAUGUCUGAAAACUACCAAGAAGCUACCGGAAUUUCAAUGCAGUCAAAGAUGAAGAGCUUACGAGAUGAUUGGAAAAUUCUACCCAAUUCACAAAAACAGACUUAUGUUCAACUUGCUGAAGAUGACAAGAUACGUUACGAAAACGAAAUGAGUUCUUGGGAGGAACAGAUGAUAGACCUUGGGCGCGAAGAUCUUAUUCGACGUACGAAAAAGAGGGCUACAAGAAUGCGAAAAGUGACUGCAAAAAGGGAGAAUGUCAUAGAGACGUUGAAGUCUGAUAAGAUCAUGAAACAGCAAGGCAAUAUGAUGACUAAGCAUGAAGAAUAAAUGGUUUAUGUAAUUAUUUUGUAAUUCAUAUUCGCUUCUCUUUCUGAAUUUUAAGUUUCUGAAGAUCAUCUAUGACCUGUUUUUGGGUCAUUAAUAAAUAACUUUUAAACUGAGAAGUCAGACGACAAUUAAACCAUGCAAGAGGAAUUGGGUUCUAUAGAAUCUGUGAGCAGUUUUCUCUGGUUAAUGUCAGUAGGGUGCAACAAUAUACAUUUCCCGGUAUAAGAAUCAUGAGAAAAAAAAUGGAAAUUAUAUUUCAGAUGUUUUUCAAUAACUAUGUACAAGUCUAAACCAUUUCUUUGUUGAUAAAAAAAUAUUACUCCCUCCAUAGUUCUCAGUUAUUUAAAUUAUUAAUGGAAACAAAAAGGUUCUAUUUUUUGCAUCGAGUUUUGUAAAGUAACUGCAUACUAGAAAGCAAUUUUGUGCAUGUCUUUUUAUACGUCAUAAGGAAGAAUAAACCUGUUCUAAAACCA